AUGUUGGUACUAGAGGAUGAAGUACUCGAGUUUGUGACUGUCCACGUGGUCAGCGGUGGGGUCGAGUUGAUACCAUUGUUGGACGAGUUGGGUCAAACCCUAGAGGUCCCGUUGUCGAGGAGAAAGAGCUUGACAUGGCACGAGAGCCACCUCAUCGAGGCCCCAGGUGGCAGGGGGCUACUGCUUGUCAUGAAGUUGUUCAGGGGCUCUCUCUUCGAGGGCGGCGUGGAUUUUAAGGUGUUUUGGGUGGAAGUUGCCGCCGACCGACAGAUGGAGUGUGUAGAGCUCGAGAGCGUGGAUGAGUUGACCUUCUUCGUCAACUAUUUGGGCAGCAGUUUUUGCCACAUCUCUAAAAAAGGAGUAUGUAGACCGAAUUCUAUAUACUACACUGAUGAGAUAGGCAGAGCGGUGAAAGUCUACGACUUGGGGGAGAGGAGCACGACUGUGUUGAUGCCCUUUCGUUAUGCAGGACGCUGUGUGUCGAUAAGCUAUUGGGUGGAUAUCCCCAACAUUCCUGAACCUGAAGCUGAACCACCAGAAGUUGAACAAGAACCUUGA
Striga hermonthica is the source of this 558-nucleotide messenger RNA. NCBI's taxonomy places the organism in Eukaryota, Viridiplantae, Streptophyta, Magnoliopsida, Lamiales, Orobanchaceae. The record is from the annotation of a GenBank genome assembly.